This is a messenger RNA of Mauremys mutica (yellowpond turtle), 4275 nucleotides long. RefSeq names its product sphingomyelin phosphodiesterase 3 (gene SMPD3). Gene Ontology annotation, molecular function: sphingomyelin phosphodiesterase activity. The transcript has 9 exons. Bases 506 to 2500 code for a protein of 664 amino acids. Gene Ontology annotation, biological process: sphingomyelin metabolic process. NCBI's taxonomy places the organism in Eukaryota, Metazoa, Chordata, Testudines, Geoemydidae. Gene Ontology annotation, cellular component: cytoplasm; extracellular region. The record is from RefSeq and is a predicted model, not a curated record.
GGACUAGUAUCAAAUCGCCGCCGCCGCCUCCGUCAGGCACAGUGAGUGACUCCAGCAGCCCCUCAGCCCCGGAGGUUUGGAUGCGGCAGCCUCAGCGCCCCACUUGCUUUUGGGGGAGGGGGCACGCCAGGUGAAGAAAUUUUCAGAGACACUUAUACAGAAGCAGCAAAGAUUGAAUGAAAACUUGAAACAGAAAGAACCAACUAUACACGUCCUUUUCCAGGUUUUUCAUCUGCCCCAUCUGAGAUUCAUUAUGGUACCUUGCAGUGAGCAAUGACCUCCUCUGAAGAAUAUAGGUGCCAAAAAGACAGAGAAACAGUGGCCUUGUUUCCCUCUUACUUGACAAAGUGAAAUGGUGCUCUUAAGGUGAUACGUGUUUACUACACUUGGAAACCCAAACUGUUGGCUGGACGAUUUUUCCCUGACCUCCACCCCAGUGUUCUGAUGGAUGGUUGACGGUGACAUCAUGUAGUAGUCCCUGAAGUGUUGUCAUAACUGAGUUGCAAUGGUUUUAUACACUUCCCCAUUUCCCAACAGCUUUCUAUCAGUUCUGCAUUCCUUUUCCUGGGGCCUGAUUUUCCCAUGUUAUUGGUUUGCAGACAGGCUUGUGGCCUCCUUUGUUCCUACCACCUAUGAGAAACGUCAAAGGGCAGAUGAUCCGUGCUACUUUCAAGCACUCUGCAUUAUUAUUACCACUCCCAUCUACUUGGCACUGCUGGUGGCAUCUCUUCCUUUUGCCCUGAUUGGCUUCUUGUUAUGGUCACCUCUCCAGUCAGCUAGAAGGCCAUAUAUCUACUCCAGGCUAAGAGACAAGAGCCAGGCCAAUGGCGCUACACUACUUACUGAAUGGAAAGCUGCAGGCAAUGGGAAAAGCUUCUGCUUUGGUAGUGCCAAUGUUUGUCUGCUACCAGACUCUCUGGCAAGAUUUAACAAUGUGUUCAACACACAGGCACGGGCUAGAGAAAUUGGGCGGAGAAUCAGAAAUGGGGCAAGCAGACCACAGAUAAAAAUAUAUAUAGAUUCCCCCACUAACACAUCCAUCAGUGCAGCCAGUUUCAGCAGCUUGGUGUCUCCCCAAGUUGUAGAUAGCACUAAUCGUGCUGUCAAUGUAGGCAUCAAAAGGACAUCAUCUAUGGAGUACAAGGGAGACAAUUCUGGCUCAAAUAACAGUGAGGAUAGCAGAGAUGCGAAAGCUGGAGGGGAACUAAAUGAGGGAGAGGACAACAACACAUGUAUCGUGCGCAUAAGUGGGGAGGAUAAUGGCCACAUUUCAGACACAGAAGCGGAUGCCAUUAGUGGCCAGGCUAAUAUCAGUAGCCCAGCAGAACACUCCUUGGAAGGUGAAAGAGAGAGCCCAAAGGGUCAAAUAUCCAACCAUAAACAGAAAGAAGGAGAUUCUGGGAGUUUAGACAGCUACACUGCCUCACGAGAGUCCCUGGUUAAGGUUCGCAUUGGAGAUGGCACAGUGGACCAAAGUAACAUCAAUAACAAGCUCCUUUACAAAGCCUCAGUCAUGAAGAAGACCUCUGUGAGGAAAAAGAAGCAUAUGGAUGAAAUCUUUGACCAUGAGAUCUCUGCUUUCUUCCCUGCCAACUUGGACUUCCUGUGCUUGCAGGAAGUGUUUGACAAAAGAGCAGCAGAGAAGUUGAAACAGCAGCUCCAUCACUAUUUUGAAUACAUUCUAUAUGAUGUUGGGGUCUAUGGCUGCCAUGGCUGCUGUAGCUUUAAGUUUGUUAACAGUGGCCUGCUUUUUGCCAGCCGCUACCCAGUUAUGGAUGCUGCCUAUCACUGUUACCCCAAUGGAAAAGGAACAGACUCCUUGGCUUCCAAGGGGGCCUUGUUUCUCAAGGUGCAAGUGGGAAAUACACCUCAGGACCAAAGAAUUGUGGGAUACAUUUCCUGCACUCAUUUGCAAGCUCUGGCAGGAGACACUACAGUUCGAUGUGAGCAACUUGAUCUGCUUCAAGAUUGGCUGGCUGAUUUCCGAAAAUCUACCUCCUCCUCCAGCACAGCCAAUCCAGAGGAGCUGGUGGCUUUUGAUGUGAUCUGUGGAGAUCUCAACUUUGACAACUGCUCAUCUGAGGACAAGCUGGAGCAGCAGCACUCCCUGUUUACACGCUACAAAGAUCCAUGCCGGCUUGGUCCUGGGGAGGAAAAACCAUGGGCAAUUGGUACCUUGUUAGAUCCUGAAGGAUUGUAUGAGGAAGAAGUCUGCACUCCAGAUAACCUACAGAAGGUCCUGGAAAGCGAAGAAGGGAGGAAAGGAUACUUGGUCUAUCCCACCAGCAAGAACCAUUCUUCAAGUCAAAAGGGGAGGAAGGCAUCACUAAAAGGCAGUGGGAGGAGGAUUGACUACAUGCUUUACACAGAAGAGGGUGUCUACCUGGAAUGGAAAAUGGAAGUGGAAGAGUUCAACUUUAUUACACAGUUAGCAGGUUUGACAGACCACCUGCCAGUCGCUAUGCGUCUGAUGGUAUCUACAGGGGAAGAGGAUUCUUAAAACUGACCAGCUUAGAAGAUUAGAAGAGGAAACUUUCAAUUUAUGACCUAUAUCAGAGGAUAGAAAAGAACUUUUCUGGUGCCACGUUAGGAAAGAUGACUAGACCUGACCCAGGCUACUCCCCACAACUCAACUGGCUUUCAAGUUCCUUCAAAAUGUACCAGGAUCGGAGGAUAUAAAGGGAAGAAAUUAUGUGGGUUAGGACCAAUAACAAACCAUUGUCACAGGUUGGUCAGGCAACAGGGCAGGGCUGUAUCUCAACGCUUUCACUGUGGACCGAAAGGAACCAAGAUGGAAGUCCUUAUUCCUUUUGAACCAGUGCCAUUCUUACUACAACAUGUUUUUAUACUAAUAUAUAGCACAAUUUAGUUUGUAAUCCGUCUGUGAGUUAGUGCUGCUCAAUGGAUUUUUGCAUAAUAUCUUUGUAAAACUAAGCUAAAGCUUUUUUUUCUUUUCUUUUUCCAAGCCUGUUAAUGUCGUAGUAGCAUGCCUGCAUCAGUAGCAUGCGCCCGCAUUGCAUGCCACUCUAAGAUAAAUAUUCAUUAAGAUAUCAUGGGGGAAAUAAGAAUAGAAAUGGGAAUUAAAAAUCUGAAACUAGCCAAAGAAAAGCAUUCCGGGACUGGCUAAACAUUUUCCAAUGAACUUGAUGGGCUUAAAAAAACAAAACAACAAAACUGUAUCCAAUUGGCAGAUAAUCCUUAAAUGGAGGACUCUGAAAAAGUAAGAUUAUGAUUAAAAAUCUGACAUUAAAGUUUAGGAAUCCAGUCCCACAAUCCUUACUCCAACUAUAGUCCCAUUAAAAUCAACAAGAGUUUUGCCUGAGUAACAGCUCCUGAAUAGAGCACAAGUUUGCUAGCCACAGAAUAUCACUUUUACUUUGAGAAAGAAUAUGGUCCCCUUUUAAUGUCAUAGGCUUCCUUUCCCACAUUUUGGGCAGUUCUGAUUUACAGUAUACGCUAACGUAGAAUAUUAUGGUCAUUUUGAAUAGAUUCACGUGGUACCGUUGGUAAUACCAGAGUCAAUUCUCUGCCUUGACUGGAUACAAUGAAUAAGGAAGGCUUUUAACAAACAUGUGAGACAUAGGAAAAACAAAAAGUGACAAUUUCGGAGUACAGAUGAAGAAAGCAGAGUGUGAUUGACAAAAGACUGGUUAGGACACUGAUUUUCAAAGGAACAAAAAGUGGUGGCAGAAUAAAGAAAGAAAAAAUGGGGAAGUGAAAUGUGAAGACCACACAUGAGAACUCUCCUGCUGAACUGAAAAUAAUUUGUAAUGUUUGGGACACAACCCUGAAUUCUUUGUGCCCUCAGUCUUCGAGUCUUGGCCAGUUAAUUUGUAUAAUUUUGGUGGUGGUUUUCUCUUUCCACUGCACAAACAUGUACAUCAGCCCCUCUGUUAGCAGUGAGUCUUCUAUUUAUUGUCCCAUCCCAGUACCCUACCCUUUUCACCUUCCUACCUCCCUGACUCGUGUAAUUAAAAAGGGGGAUUCAUAACUGAGCUUCUCAGCCCUUUGUCCAUGUAGGGAUGUAAAAUGGGGCAAGAGCAAAGGAGAGGAUGGAAGCAAAGGCGAACACCACACUAAAGAAAUAGGCUUCUCUUCCAAGGGAGAAGUGUAUUCCAUGCAAAAGGAUACCUCUAGGCCCACACAAUCCGCUAAUUACCUGUUGCUCUUUAAUCCAAGCCAUUCCUCCCUAAUCUUGUUCCAUUUUUACAGUGUUUUCCCCAUUCUCUACCAUAAAUAUUGAAUUCACAUCUCAUCUGGGCCCAAACAUGCACC